AGGUACCUCUGAAUCAGGUAACGGGUGGUUAGUUUUUUUACCAAAUUGGGCGUCCCGGCGGCGGUGAACAUACUUCCGAGAAAUUGAAGACUAUGAUAAGCAGAUUUCUUCAGCAAAUCAAUGUUAACCAAUGGAGAUCAAAGGCCAAGGAAGGAUUCCAGCACUCAUUCCUCUUUGUCAAGUUCCUCUGCCUACUGGACGUCGCCGACCGAUACGUCUGCUCUCCUCUCAUGGUCUACGGUCCGAGCAUGCUCCCGACGCUGAACAUAACAGGGGAUGUGCUGCUGGUCGAACACGUGUCUCCGUUGCUGGGGAAGGUGGGUCCUGGUGACGUCGUCCUAGUUCGAGCAACUGAUGACCCUAGAAAGAUUAUUACCAAGCGGGUUAUGGGCAUGGAGAACGAUUUCGUCACUUUCCUAUCCGAACCUGGCCUCAGUGACGGCUCUGUCACUGUAAAGGUUCCAAAGGGGCAUGUUUGGAUUCAAGGAGAUAAUAUAUAUGCAUCCAGGGAUUCAAGGCAACUUGGGCCAAUCCCAUAUGGUCUUAUUCUGGGAAAAGUCUUUUUUAGAGUAUGGCCACCAGAAGGGUUUGGGUCCUUGAGACAAGAAUUGUAGGUGUUAAAGAUGAAGAUAUGCAGAUAGAAUUUUACUAUUUGUCAAUGAACCAGAGUCUCUUUGAUGUUCCAGGAACACGAGACAAGAAACUCAACACAGGAAAACAUCAUUUUUUAAAAUGAAAACUGUUUGAGCAUUUGUCCAAAAGUUUAUCAUAGGAUCAAACACUGCAGUGAAUUAUGUAACGUAGAAAACUAGAAAUGCUACAUGCUUGCCACACAGAAUUACUUGCUCUGUCCAUACCCCAUAGUGAAUGAGUCUCCAUUGGGGGCACGAUUUGUGCUUGGAAGUAGCCGUUACAUGUAUUUUAAUUAAAUGUUUUGAUAUAAUACGCUAAAAGGGAUGUAUUUCCAAGGAGGAAUGGACAACUCGGUAUGCCAUUUUAUGUGUUUCCUUUUUACCCUCAUCCG
Messenger RNA from Cuscuta europaea, 1024 nucleotides. NCBI's taxonomy places the organism in Eukaryota, Viridiplantae, Streptophyta, Magnoliopsida, Solanales, Convolvulaceae. The record is from the annotation of a GenBank genome assembly.